GGAGCCACUGACAGCAUAUUGCACUCAUUUUGUCAUGUGAGAAGAGUACAGCUAAUGUCUUUAAUUCUAAGUGACAAGUUGACGCCUUUAAAUAUUUGAUGCCGCAUAUAAAUGCACAUAAAAUGUAUUAUGCAAAUAUUCUACAAUCUAUUGCAGAACAAAUUGUGACGAAAAUGGAAUAAAAUGAGUGCAAUUUGUGACAAAUCUGUACUAUUAAUAAAAUCCAUAGUAUAAUGUUUGCAAAACGGAAAAUAGAUCCAGAGCUGGAGAAGCUAAGAAAUGAAGUAGCUGGACCACCUAACUUAGAUACGAUCAUCUUGAACAUUCAGAAAGAGUCAUCGCGCAUUCACGCUGCAUACUUGUUCGAGCAUAUUGGCAAAGCUACGCUGCAGAAACUAUGCCUGCUACUGAGCUCCACAGCAACUGGAAAGAUGUACGAUGGAUGGCAAGAAUUUGCAGCACACAUGGGCCUGACGAUGGAGCAGAUACGUUGCAUAGAUUACGACUUCAAGGGACUCCAAGAUCCAACGUAUUACGUGCUUCUGACUUUUGUGCAAUCUCCGGAGGCAACAAUAGACAAAAUUGUGAGUGCUUUACAAAAGAUGCAACGUCUCGACGUGAUAAAUCAAAUAAAGGAUUACGUGCAGGACCUAGUCAGUGUUACGUCGCAACAUGCCAUGAGCGAUGGAUCUGAAAUAAUUCAACCUGGUCAUAUACCAAGAGCACCAUUGGUUCUAAGUCCUGUGUUGACAGGAUUCGAAAACCAAACGAAAGAAAUCGAAUCGAAAUGCACACCACAAGAUAAUUUGCAGAAGCAUAAUAAACAGACGUAUGGCUGCAUAGUUAUGCUGACUUUUGCGGAGGAUGGUUUGUCAACUGCGGAGUCUAUUACGAAAAUAUUCAGAUCCAAGCAGCCGCGAAUCGGCGUGCUUAUAUUGCAAGAGCAAGAGAAAGGCGUCUACAGUCGAGCUGAAGAAUUCAUAGACGAUUGCUUUAAGCAGGUUGAUUACAUUAUACCAAUUCUAACAAGAGGAUACAUCGAAAAAAUAAAUAAUCCUACGAAAAUGUAUGAAGAAAUGCAUAACAGUCUGGAUACAAAAUACUUGAAGUACAUAUAUUCCUUGUUGAGAUAUGAAUAUGUGAAAAAUCAGUGUUGCAAUAAUCGCGUGAGAUGUAUCGUACCUGAUAAGGAAGUUUACACCAUUGUGCGAGCAUGUCUCCAUCCUACGCUACAAGCGUGGUUUCGUGAAAGUGAUAUUGAUGGUUUUGUAAGCAAUAUUCUUUUUCGGAAGUUUUAAUGAAAAUACCAAAAAAUACUUAGGAUAAUAAAAAAAUUCCAUAAGUGGCUCUUGAUAACUCAUACUUAUGUUAUAAUAUUGAUAUUUUUAUCAUGUUAAUGAAAUAAAAGAAUCUUGUUUAUUUUUUAA
Messenger RNA from Linepithema humile (Argentine ant), 1427 nucleotides. RefSeq lists its product as uncharacterized. Lineage: Eukaryota; Metazoa; Arthropoda; Insecta; Hymenoptera; Formicidae. Gene Ontology annotation, biological process: signal transduction. Gene Ontology annotation, molecular function: protein binding. The record is from RefSeq and is a predicted model, not a curated record.